AUGAUUUCAUAUAAAGAUAUAGUUAAUUCAUACUUAGAAGAUAUCAAAAAUAUCUUGGUUCAUCAAGAUUCAGUAAUAAACAUCGGUAACGUAGCCAGAAUAUAUAAAGAAUUAAAAUAAAAAGUUUUGAAAUAACUGAUUUCUUUUAGUUUAUAGAGAAAUAUCUCUUUGAUUAAGUAAAAAAAAAAUAAAUUUAUCUGUAGUAUGUUCAAUUCUGAAUUGAUACAACCUUAAAGAAAAGCUUGGAGUGUUGAAGAAGAUCAAUUGCUUUAAGAUUUGAGAUAAAGCAAAUGUUUCGAUUGGAUUGAAGUGGCCAGAAGAAUUGGCGGAAGAAAUCCUUCAUAAUGUGCUUAGAGAUGGAAAAGAAUUAAAGGAUUCAAAUUAAGAAGAUAAUGGACUUAAGAGGAGGAUGAUAAACUAAAGAAUUUAGUGAAAGAAUAUGGUUACCAUUGGAGCAAGAUUAGCAGAUUAUUACCUAAUCGUUCUGGUAAAUAAAUACGUGAACACUAUCUCAAUUAAUUACAUCCUGGAUUGAACAAUGAACCUUGGAACAAAGAAGAAGAUGAGAAGAUAAUUGAAAUCUAUAAUAGUGUUGGAGGUAAAUGGAGUGUCAUAUAAAAACACCUUCAAGGUAGAUCAGAAAACAGUAUUAAAAACAGGUUCUAUUCAUACCUUCGAAAUAAAUAUCUCAACAUAAAGAAUCCCUAUUACAUUAUUCCAAAAAAAGAAUAAUUGAAUUAAACAAAAAUUGAAGAAAAACUCAACACAAUCGUUUCAGUUUAAUCAUAAGAAUAUUCACCAUCAAUAACCUUAAGUCCAACCUAAUAAUAUUUAAUGCCAAUCAAUUUGUGCAGCAUCCAACCAAUUAGUUCAGUGAAUUGUUUCCCACAGUUUUAAUUACUAUAUCCCUAUUUUUAGAUUCCUCAACCUCAAUAUUUCUUUUAAUGUAUAUCGAAUACUAUACAAUAAUGAUUAAAGAUUUAAUAUUAUUUAUGUUCAUCGAGUGUUACCAU
Messenger RNA from Paramecium sonneborni, 1013 nucleotides. Lineage: Eukaryota; Ciliophora; Oligohymenophorea; Peniculida; Parameciidae. The record is from the annotation of a GenBank genome assembly.